Molecule: messenger RNA, 2121 nt
Organism: Aspergillus oryzae RIB40
Lineage: Eukaryota; Fungi; Ascomycota; Eurotiomycetes; Eurotiales; Aspergillaceae
Exons: 1
Coding region: 1-2121 (706 amino acids)
Biological process (GO): carbohydrate metabolic process
Source: RefSeq, a predicted model, not a curated record
AUGCUUUCCUUGGCAUUUCUUGUAUACGCCACUGGCACUCUUGCGGCUGCUAGCGUACAGUAUAUACAAUCGCAAGACUUCCGAAUUGGGGUUGAUCCUGAUACCGGGGCUGUGCUUUCCAUCGUGAACCCAAGCGAUAAUGCCUCCAUGAGUUGGAUCAGUGGACCAGACAACGCACCUUGGCAGCCUCUCGGUAGCAGAUGGGGACUAGGCUAUGCAGAUCUAGGUGAUCUCAACCGCGCAUUUUGGAACAAGCCUGACCUCACGCUCGGAGAUGACCACAUGACUGCAUCCUACGCAAUGGACAAGCUAAAUGUUAGCGUUACCAGAUGGAUAGACACAUCUUCCAAGAGCUUCCAGGAAUGCUAUUCGUUUCUUAACACUGGUGACGAUGCGCUGAAUCUUAGUGAUGUUGGGUCUGAGUCGCUGGGAAUUUACCUCCCUUUCAAUGAUCAUUAUACCUCCACAGAAGAUGUUCUGGAGCACCGGGCUCACGCCCACAUCUGGGCCUCUGGUGAGAGCUCGUCAUGGGUCAAGCUGACACGAAUGGGUCUGCGAGGACCUCAUCUUGGCCUUGUUCUCACGGAAGGGGCAUUGUCAGGUUAUAGUGUGGAGUCGCGGAAUACGGUGACAUUAUCUAACACUCGAGGCUUCUUUCUUAUACAUCCUAAGGUGCCGAGUCUCCAGAGUAAGGAGACAAGUCAGAUCUGUUGGACCAUGUUCUGGCAUGAUGAUUGGCAAGACUUUUUUGAGCAGAGUCUCAAACGAUCAGAUCAUUUUAUCCAUAUCGAAGCAUCACCUUGGACGGCGGUUGAAGGUGACACUGUCAAUUUGACAGUAUUUGGGCGACCUGGAGACAGUAUCUCCUUCAAUGGAGUUGAUCUCCCACUUCAUAGGGAAACGGGCUUGUAUUCAACCUCGGUACAAGCAGACAAGGCCGGCGAGAGGCAAUUAACGUUUACCCUGAGGAAGGGUGACCGUGAAAACAAUGCUACUGUCGUCCUAAAUACCGUGCAGGACAUUGAUCAGAUUAUUGCCAACCGCGUUAAGUUUAUUACCACGAAACAACAGCUAAACGCAUCCUUCCCCGACAGGUCAAAGGCAGGCGCAUAUGCGGUCUAUGAUAACCAGAUGGAAGGCAUAGCAAGUUUUGAGACUGCAUCCGAUAGGAAUACAGGUCGAGAACGCGUCGGGAUGGGCGUAUUAGUAGCCCGAUGGCUCCUAAACCAUUCUGACGUAGACGUUGAGAAGUCUCUUCGGAUUUAUUAUAACUAUGUCAACAACAAGCUCCAAGAUCCAUCAGGCUACGUUUAUGACUGGCCGAUUGGGUCUAAAACAGCAUCUCUCCGUUUGUAUGACUGGCCAUGGGUGAUGCAACUUCAUCUUGCUAUGGCGAAGCUGGGAAACGAGGCUGUAACAAGUCAUGGGAAUUAUACUGCUACACCGGUGGAGCGUUUAAUGUCUACCAUGGAACGCUUUUACACGGAAGGAGGGGAGACUCAUUAUUCCAUUGGUUUGCCUAUCUUCGAAAGUCUCACCUUUCUAAAGGCAUACGGAUAUAGGGAUGCAUAUCAGCGCGCGCUACAACUGUUUACGGCCCAUGGCAAACAAAUCGCCAAGAUUGGACAAAACUAUCCCUCGUCAGAAGUGAACUAUGAGCAAUCGAUAGUUGCCCCUGCUGCUAUUAUCUUACUAGAGUUGUACCGAUCCACCGGAGCCAAGUCCUGGCUGGAGGCCGCUCAUGCUCAUUUUGAUCGUCUCGAAGCAUUCGGAGGCCGACAGCCGGAUUAUCAUCUUCACGAUAUUGCAAUUCGCCACUGGGAUGGAUAUUGGUUCGGAAAGGAUCGGAUGUGGGGUGACACGUUUCCUCACUACUGGAGUACUCUGACCGGUAUCGCAAUGCAUCAUUAUGCAAAUGCUACUGAAAACAAGACGUAUAAGACCCGUGCUGAGGGUAUUCUACGAGCAAACCUCGCUCUCUUCACAGAGGAGGGACGAGGUCAUUGUGCUUUUAUCUAUCCCACUACUGUUGACGGACGUAAAGGUCACUAUCUAGACCCGUACGCCAAUGACCAGGAAUGGGCGCUGGCUCACAUUUUGCAGGUGAGAGAAAAUCACUAG